This is a messenger RNA of Eriocheir sinensis (Chinese mitten crab), 657 nucleotides long. Its product is annotated as homeobox protein Hox-A3-like. The record is from RefSeq and is a predicted model, not a curated record. Lineage: Eukaryota; Metazoa; Arthropoda; Malacostraca; Decapoda; Varunidae. Gene Ontology annotation, molecular function: DNA-binding transcription factor activity, RNA polymerase II-specific; RNA polymerase II cis-regulatory region sequence-specific DNA binding. The coding region runs from base 1 to 657 and encodes 218 amino acids. Gene Ontology annotation, cellular component: nucleus. The transcript is spliced from 5 exons. Gene Ontology annotation, biological process: regulation of transcription by RNA polymerase II; cell differentiation.
AUGGUGGGCCUCCACAACAACAACAACAACAGCAUCGUCAGCGCGUACAGCAUGAAUGGGGGGGCGGUGAGUGGGGGAGGCGUGGGGGGCGGAGGGGGGACGAGCAUAGGCAUAGGUGUGGGGGUGACGUACUCCCUCACCAACCCACUGCCCUCUCCUGACCCCGGUACAACCUCCCCCUCGCUGCCGCCCACGCCAACGCCCACACACCCACACGCCCUCAAGCCGCCCACGCCGCCCGCCACGCCCAUUUCCCGCGGCUGGCACCCUCAUGUCUACAGUGCCACGCCCAAGUCACCCACGCCACAUAGGAUAUCGGACAUCUUAGGGUGGGCGGUGUGCGGUCGAAGUGAUGAACCGCUUAACCUCACGACCCGACCGCAGGAGACGCACACGCACCACAGUAAAGGUGACAGCAAGGGGUCGUCGGGCAGCAAGCGGAAGAAGGAGGCGGGCGAGCUCUCCCCGGGGCCUGGCAGCGGCGGCGACACGGAAGCCAGCAACGACCGCAAGAAGAAGAAAGCGCGCACUACCUUCACGGGGCGGCAGAUCUUUGAGUUGGAGCGCCAGUUUGAGGUGAAGAAAUAUCUCUCGUCCUCGGAGCGCGCGGAGAUGGCGAAGCUACUCAACGUCACGGAAACACAGGUCUGGGUGUGA